Messenger RNA from Juglans microcarpa x Juglans regia, 862 nucleotides. RefSeq names its product protein FAM32A-like. Gene Ontology annotation, cellular component: nucleolus. The transcript is spliced from 3 exons. Bases 244 to 654 code for a protein of 136 amino acids. Lineage: Eukaryota; Viridiplantae; Streptophyta; Magnoliopsida; Fagales; Juglandaceae. The record is from RefSeq and is a predicted model, not a curated record.
UUAGGAAAGAAUCAUUUGCUGGAGAAACAAGGGCCAUGCGACGGGAUCUGAGACUCACCAAGGAAGAGCAACGUGCGACACGAGAGAGAGAGUGAGAGUGGCAGACGGCAGUGGGCUUACCGGAAAGGAGUGGGUUCGACGGGGUUGGGCUGGUCGGCGAUUUCUGGGCAGCGUGGUGGUGCUCUGACGUCCUUUUUGGCGGUCGGCGGUGGCUGGGCAAAAACACAGGGCUGUGCGAAGAAAAUGUCAGGGUAUGAGAAUGUUGUUGGGGGUAAGCUGAAGCUCAAGGGAAAAGCCCUGGAUGUCAAGGCUGGGGGGGUGAAGAAGAAAAAGAAAAAUAAGAAACAUCAGGAUCAGCUUUCUGAAGUUACAGAAAAUAAACCUCCAGCAGGUGGAAGUGCAGAGCUAUCAGCUGAUCCCAAUGAGGAUGAUGUAAAUGAUGGAAACAAAUUGAGUGAGGAUGGAAAGGCUGGUCGUUAUGAUGUUCAUCUCACUCCCGUAGAAAAGCGGUAUAUAGAGCAGAGGGAGAGAAUUGAUGUUCAUAGAUUGGCCAAGACGGCUAAUAAAUCUCACCGUGACCGGAUUCAGGAUUUCAACCAGUAUCUGGCAAAUAUGAGUGAACAUUAUGACAUUCCCAAAGUUGGUCCAGGAUGAUCUGGGGAAGUUUAUGAGUUUGAAGAACAAGGGAUCAUCAACCUUUUGUUUGUCACUGUAAUGUCAAUGCUACAUGUACACAUUGUGGUACCGACUACCUAUUGCCCUAGAUUUAUGCUUUUGUUCAGUGACUGUUGAUACACUCCAGGUUAUCUUUUUUCCCCUAUUUUCCCAUUGUGAAUUUCAAUUACCAAUUGCUUUUUCUGAA